Molecule: messenger RNA, 768 nt
Organism: Ogataea angusta
Lineage: Eukaryota; Fungi; Ascomycota; Pichiomycetes; Pichiales; Pichiaceae
Exons: 1
Coding region: 1-768 (255 amino acids)
Biological process (GO): cardiolipin biosynthetic process
Cellular component (GO): membrane; mitochondrion
Molecular function (GO): cardiolipin synthase activity
Source: RefSeq, a predicted model, not a curated record
AUGUUGAUCAGGGCCGGUAUUGGAAAUAUUGCGCUUGUUGGGAGACCUUUCAAAUUGGCCCCCUUGCGCGGCCCAAUUGGCAGAAAGUUAAUUUUCGGGUUCCCGCCCAGCGCAACCGCUAGCAUAUUUGUGCGAGCGAAGUGUGACAAAAAGCACACCACAAUUCCUACUCUGUCCGAAAUUCGUGAAAGUCUAUACACCGUCCCCAAUGCGUUGACUUUCACCAGACUCGUUGCUGCGCCCGUGGUCGGGUAUUUGGUGGUUUCUGGACACACCACGUGGGCCCUGGGUCUUUUUGCAUAUUCCUGUGUGACAGAUUUCGUUGACGGCUUCAUUGCCAGGCGUUACAACUGGCGAUCGAAAGUCGGUUCCAUUAUUGAUCCAAUGGCAGAUAAGGCACUAAUGGUGAUAUGUACUGCCUGUCUGUCCCACAUUGGCGCGGUGCCGUUGUAUUUGGCAGCACUUAUACUCGGCAGAGACAUAAUGCUGCUACUGGCCGGCAUCGUGAUUCGAUACAUAUCGCUGCCUGCUCCAAGAACAUUUCGACGGUACUGGGACUUUUCGCUUAUCACAGUCGAAGUGCGCCCAACAACGAUUAGCAAGAUCAAUACCGCUCUCCAGAUGGCAUAUCUGGGAGGCCUGAUGCUGAGUCCACUUAUAGACCUGGGUGCGGGCCGUUUGGAAUACCUCGUGGCUGCCACCACUGUGCUGAGCGGGUUGUCCUACAUAUUCAGCAAAACCGCAGUGCGCAGAAUUGCCAAAAACUAG